Mesorhabditis belari is the source of this 657-nucleotide messenger RNA. Lineage: Eukaryota; Metazoa; Nematoda; Chromadorea; Rhabditida; Rhabditidae. The record is from the annotation of a GenBank genome assembly.
AUGCCACGGCACAGUGCCACUUUUAUACUAGUAAAGGACGCUGCUGGAUUCGAGAUCGUUGAUGACUACUAUCUUGUUAUCUACCCAAACACUAAUGUUCGUGUGCCAAUCGGCAAAAAUCUUAGUCCUGAACUUCAGGCAAUAUGUGCUAAGGUGAUCGAAAUGCCGUCGGCUGAGCGCUUGGAAAUGUUGCAGAAUGCAACGAAUGCUUGGGAUGGCGAGAUGAAACAAGAGACAAAACACGCCAAUAUGAAGCCGAUAGAAAAUGGGAAGAUUGUUCCGUACAGUGGCUGGGCUUGUGAAGAAGCCGGAUGUGGCUUGACGGAGAAUCUUUGGCUCAAUUUGAUAGACGGAGCGAUCAGAUGUGGUCGGAGCCAAUUCAUCUCGGAAGGCCAAAAGAGCAAAGGCAACAAUCACAUGAAGCAAUAUUACGAUGCGACUGGAUUUCCUCUUGUGGUAAAAUUGGGGACGAUUGAGAAUGAAACUGCUGAUGUCUACUCCUACGAUGAGGAUGAUGCGGUCAUCGAUCCAAAUUUGAGGUCACAUCUUGCGCAUUUUGGUCUCGACGUGGAUCGUCUUCAUAAAACGGAGAAGAGUACGCUUGAGUUGGAACUCGAUAUGAAUCAAAAGUGUGUAACCACAAAAGCAGCUAAAGCA